Molecule: messenger RNA, 1038 nt
Organism: Alligator mississippiensis (American alligator)
Lineage: Eukaryota; Metazoa; Chordata; Crocodylia; Alligatoridae
Product: transcriptional regulatory protein AlgP-like
Exons: 2
Source: RefSeq, a predicted model, not a curated record
GCAGCGGAGCCGGCGAGGGAGCCGGCAGCGGAGCCGGCGAGGGAGCCGGCGAGGGAGCCGGCAGCGGAGCCGGCGAGGGAGCCGGCGAGGGAGCCGGCGGCGGAGCCGGCGAGGGAGCCGGCGGCGGCGCCGGCGAGGGAGCCGGCGGCGGAGCCGGCGGCGGAGCCGGCGAGGGAGCCGGCGAGGGAGCCGGCGGCGGAGCCGGCGAGGGAGCCGGCGAGGGAGCCGGCGGCGGAGCCGGCGAGGGAGCCGGCGAGGGAGCCGGCGGCGGAGCCGGCGAGGGAGCCGGCGGCGGAGCCGGCGAGGGAGCCGGCGGGGGAGCCGGCGAGGGAGCCGGCGGGGGAGCCGGCGAGGGAGCCGGCGAGGGAGCCGGCAGCGGCAGCGGAGCCGGCAGCGGCAGCGGAGCCGGCGAGGGAGCCGGCGAGGGAGCCGGCAGCGGCACCGGCGAGGGAGCCGGCAGCGGAGCCGGCGAGGGAGCCGGCAGCGGAGCCGGCGAGGGAGCCGGCGAGGGAGCCGGCAGCGGAGCCGGCGAGGGAGCCGGCAGCGGAGCCGGCGAGGGAGCCGGCGAGGGAGCCGGCAGCGGAGCCGGCGAGGGAGCCGGCGAGGGAGCCGGCAGCGGAGCCGGCGAGGGAGCCGGCGAGGGAGCCGGCAGCGGAGCCGGCGAGGGAGCCGGCGAGGGAGCCGGCAGCGGAGCCGGCGAGGGAGCCGGCAGCGGAGCCGGCGAGGGAGCCGGCAGCGGAGCCGGCGAGGGAGCCGGCAGCGGAGCCGGCGAGGGAGCCGGCAGCGGAGCCGGCGAGGGAGCCGGCGGCGGAGCCGGCAGCGGAGCCGGCGAGGGAGCCGGCGAGGGAGCCGGCAGCGGAGCCGGCGAGGGAGCCGGCAGCGGAGCCGGCGAGGGAGCCGGCAGCGGAGCCGGCGAGGGAGCCGGCAGCGGCAGCGGAGCCGGCGAGGGAGCCGGCAGCGGCAGCGGAGCCGGCGAGGGAGCCGGCAGCGGCAGCGGAGCCGGCGAGGGAGCCGGCGAGGGAGCCGGCAGCGGCAGCG